GGUUUCGGUACUUUAUAUAACCGACGCGACGCGACUGUUUUCUUACUUGGUUUUAACCAGCAACACCGAACAAGUCGAAACCAAGUUUUUGCAUUCCUGUUGGAACAAAAAUGAAUCAAACUGAAAGUUUUCUUUCGGGUUCACAAAAUGUUGUCCGUUUAAUGGGCUAUGAAGUGGAAUAUACAAGAUGGACUGUUUGCUUUGCUCUUCUUCUUGUAUGCAUAGCAUAUGAUCAAAUUGCUUACCAGUUACGUAAAGGGAAUCUUCCAGGCCCUCUCAUCAAGAUUCCCUUCAUGGGUUCCUUCCUGGACAGCAUGAAACCCACCUUUGAAAAAUACAAGACCAAAUGGGAUUCCGGUCCACUUUCAUGUGUUUCUGUUUUUCAUAAAUUCGUCGUUAUUGCUUCGGAGCGUGACUUGGCCAGAAAAAUUUUAAAUUCCCCUAGUUACGUCCAACCUUGCGUCGUCGAUGCAGGUAAGAAGAUCUUGAAACACACUAAUUGGGUCUUUUUGGAUGGUCGUGAUCAUGUUGAAUACCGUAAAGGUUUGAAUGGUUUGUUUACUACCCGGGCACUUGGUGUUUAUUUGCCCGCUCAAGAGGAAGUUUACAACAAAUACUUUAAAGAGUUUUUAGACCAUAGCCAAGGCAAGUAUACCGAAUUUAUGAUUCCUUUUCGUGAUAUUAAUGUUGCUACCUCUUGUCGUACUUUCUGUGGUCAUUACAUCUCUGAUGAUGCCAUCAAGCACAUUGCUGAAGAAUAUUGGAAUAUUACCGCUGCUAUGGAACUCGUCAACUUUCCACUUGUUUUGCCUUUCACAAAGGUUUGGUAUGGAAUUCGUUCUCGUAAGAUUGUUAUGCAAUAUUUUAUGAAAGCUGCCGAUGCCUCUCGUAAAAGUAUGGAAGCCGGUAAUGCUCCUACGUGCAUGAUGGAAGAAUGGAUUCGUGAGAUGAUUGAAACUCGCAAGUACAACAACAGUAAGGGUUUAGAUGGAUCCGAGAAACCCAGUGUUUUAAUUCGUGAUUUUUCUGACGAAGAGAUUUCUCUUACUUUCUUAUCUUUCUUAUUUGCUUCACAAGAUGCUACUUCCAGUGCUAUGACAUGGCUUUUUCAAUACUUGGCUGAUUACCCUGAAAUUUUGCAAAAGGUUCGCGAAGAACAGUUCCGUAUUCGUGAUGGCGACCCCAAUGUACCUAUCAGUUUAGAAUUGCUUGAGAAAAUGACCUACACCCGUAUGGUAGUUACUGAAUGUUUACGUCUUCGUCCUCCUGUAUUGAUGGUUCCUUAUCGUGUCAAGAAAUCUUUCCCUAUUAGUCCCGAGUACACUGUUCCUAAAGAUUCCAUGGUUAUUCCCACUUUAUAUGGUGCUUUGCAUGAUCCCAAAGUUUACCCUGAUCCCGAAUCUUUCAAACCAGAGCGCUGGGAACCCAACGGACUUGCCCAGCAAAACCCUAAAAACUGGAUGGUGUUUGGUAAUGGCCCACAUGUCUGUUUAGGUCAACGUUAUGCCGUUAAUCAUCUAAUUGCUUGUGUCGGUAAGGCUAGCUUAAUGCUUGAUUGGUCACACAAGCGCACCGUUGAUUCUGACACCCAAAUGAUCUUUGCUACUACCUUCCCUCAAGAUAUGUGUUUGCUUAAAUUUACUCCUUUCAAUCCCGCUACUAUAAAGCUUCAUCUUAAAGAAGAUGCCGAACUACAAACCCCUACUGCUGCUGGAAUCCCAAGUAGCGCCUAAGAAUCCUUUGAAAGGUAUAAAGAUAUCUUUACUAUAAUAGCUUCACUAAAACGCUAGGCUCGUUUUAUGGAGAUGGAGAAAGGUGUGUUUAUGAAUUUAGCUAUACAGCUAUCUGGACCUUUGCUUUCGUGAAUGGCAUAAUAAUGUCCAUAAUUAAUCGGAUGGAAUCUUUGGAAAUAAUAGUUACUGAUUAUCAAAAAUUUAUAUUGUUGUACUAAAUUCGUCAUUCAUUAAAAAUAAUCUCGUAAUGAGGCAUAGCAUGUAGCAAGUGGCUGUCUUG
Schizosaccharomyces octosporus yFS286 is the source of this 2013-nucleotide messenger RNA. RefSeq names its product C-22 sterol desaturase Erg5. The transcript is spliced from 2 exons. The record is from RefSeq and is a predicted model, not a curated record. Bases 111 to 1733 code for a protein of 540 amino acids. Lineage: Eukaryota; Fungi; Ascomycota; Schizosaccharomycetes; Schizosaccharomycetales; Schizosaccharomycetaceae. Gene Ontology annotation, molecular function: heme binding; monooxygenase activity; iron ion binding. Gene Ontology annotation, biological process: sterol metabolic process.